AUGUCCAAGGUAAUAAGUACGUCAGCGCUUAAGAAGGUAAGCUUUAUAGAGCCCCCAAUCAUAGUUGACUCGAUAUCGUCGUUGAAUUCUAGCAAAUCGGCUAAUAAACUCUUUGGAAGACUUUCAUCAGCUCGCCUAAUUAAUAGAAUAAGAAUAGAACCGUUAAUCGAGAAGUCAGAUACUGAUUUCAACUCACCAAGAUCACUGCCUACAACUUUAUUUCCACGUAAAUCAAUCAGUGAAGAGGUGAGCAACGACCCAAAGACUGCUGCAUGGUUGAAACCAGUAAAAAUAUGGUGGAAAAUAGGUAAAUUUCUUCUCCACAACUACAGAGCAGGUUUUACAAACACAUAUAGAGUGUUCCGCGAUACUCGUACUCUCCCAACUGAUCUCGAAACGCAGCUGUUCAGAAAAAUUGAAUAUCACGAAAUUGAAUCUCGUCUUAACACCACUGCUUUACCACUAGAUAUAGGUAUAAGUAGACGGCAAUUACAGGAAUGGAAACGAAGAAACAUGAUAUGGAAACUCCCCACUUUUGGACUUUUAGUUUUACUUUUGGAAGAAUUAGCCAUAGUUUUUAUUCAUUUCUGGCCAAACUUUUCUCCAUGGAACUGCUUAAUACCUAGUGUAUAUAAGAAAGUAUCAGAUCGCAGGGCGGAGAGAUUAAAAGUAUCAUCAUCUAUAACUGGGGAGGAUCUGAACUAUAAAUCCGUAUUCGCAAUACCACAUAAAGAAGCGCUGCAAUAUGCUGCGAGAAUGGGUUUAGUACCAGUCUGGAAGUCAUUGAUCUACACCUGGUCCGGGAAUACGAAAUUCUCGGCUGAAAUACUGAGGAAAUGGCACCAAUACCUAUUUGUAGACAACUGGUUUAUUCUGCGUGAGCUGUUCUCAGCUGAAAACAGAGAUGUUGUUAUCAAUGACAGGGAGCUCGUCAAUAUGAUAUUGGAGAGGCAGCUUUUCACCAAGGGAGAAGACCUGAACGCAAUGGUUCAAUCUAACGACGGCCAGCUCGUGAUGUUGAUGAGACUGAUCAUUUACUUAAGUUGGCAGUUCAACAACACUGUAACGGUAGGCGGUCCCAAACUCUAUAAUGAAAAAUGGGGCGUUAACAAUGUUGGAAUUAUGAAUUUUCCUGGAUCCACCAGACUUGUCAAUAUUCAGGAAGCGGGAAAUAUCCAACAAAUAGAAAAAUACUGA
Messenger RNA from Eremothecium sinecaudum, 1197 nucleotides. It is a transcript of the gene PNT1, whose product is annotated as Pnt1p. The record is from RefSeq and is a predicted model, not a curated record. The transcript has a single exon. Lineage: Eukaryota; Fungi; Ascomycota; Saccharomycetes; Saccharomycetales; Saccharomycetaceae. Bases 1 to 1197 code for a protein of 398 amino acids.